Prunus dulcis (almond) is the source of this 378-nucleotide messenger RNA. RefSeq lists its product as uncharacterized. The record is from RefSeq and is a predicted model, not a curated record. Bases 1 to 378 code for a protein of 125 amino acids. Lineage: Eukaryota; Viridiplantae; Streptophyta; Magnoliopsida; Rosales; Rosaceae. The transcript has 2 exons.
AUGGCGAAGCACCCAAGGAUGAUCUUAUGCUCCAUCCCGGUCAAGCACCUUGACCAGCCUAGCAUAGAAGAUGCAGAACAGCAGGACCUAAUGCAGAUCAACGAGGAUCCUAGCUGGCAAGAACCCAUAAUUGACAACCUAGUGAAUGAAAACUUGCCCCAGGACAAGUCCGAGGCCAAGAAAAUCAAGCAGAAGGCUGCAACAUACUACAUGAAAGGCGAUAUGCUUAUCCGCAUAUCAUACUACGGGCCUCAUCUCACUUGCAUCAAGUACCCGCAAAUGCUCAAGGUUCUCUGCAAAAUACACGAUGGCGAAUGUGGAAAUCACGCUGGAGGCAGGUCGCUUGCUCAGAAGGCUCUCAGCAUCGGCUAUUUCUAG